Cucumis melo (muskmelon) is the source of this 1564-nucleotide messenger RNA. Its product is annotated as cysteine protease RD19A-like. Gene Ontology annotation, molecular function: cysteine-type endopeptidase activity. Lineage: Eukaryota; Viridiplantae; Streptophyta; Magnoliopsida; Cucurbitales; Cucurbitaceae. The record is from RefSeq and is a predicted model, not a curated record. The transcript is spliced from 4 exons. Bases 88 to 1221 code for a protein of 377 amino acids. Gene Ontology annotation, cellular component: lysosome.
UAAGCAUAAAAAGGCAUUCUUUUGAUACUUUCAUUCAUAGUUCUUCUUCUUCUCCAUUUUUCUCACCAUCGAUUCUUAGCGGUGAAAAUGGUAAAGUGUUUCUCUCUCAUCAUCGCUCUCUCCCUCCUCGUAGCAUCGGCGAUCGGCAAAGAGGUCAUUUCCGGAGAAUCGGAUGGAGAUUUUAUAAUCCGUCAGGUUGUGGAUGGCGGAGGAGUCAACGGAGCAAGUAACGGCGACGAUCUGCUACUCGGAGCCGAGCAUCACUUUUCGGUCUUUAAGCAAAAGUUUGGGAAGUCGUACGCUUCCAAGGAGGAGCAUGAUCACCGGUUCAGGGUAUUCAAAGCCAAUCUGAAGCGAGCUCAACGCCACCAGGCUCUUGAUCCCUCUGCUACUCAUGGCGUCACUCAGUUCUCUGAUUUGACUCCUUCGGAGUUCCGGAGAUCGUUUCUAGGGCUUAGAAGUCGUCGUCUUGGACUCCCUGAAGAUGCUAAUAAGGCCCCUAUUCUUCCUACUGAUGGUCUUCCGGCUGAUUUCGAUUGGAGAGAUAAAGGUGCUGUCACGGAAGUCAAGAAUCAGGGUUCGUGCGGAUCCUGCUGGAGUUUCAGUGCAACAGGUGCUCUUGAAGGCGCCAACUUCCUUGCUACCGGAAAACUUGUUAGCCUUAGCGAACAACAGCUUGUAGAUUGUGAUCACGAGUGUGAUCCAGAAGAAAAAGGUUCCUGUGAUUCUGGCUGCAAUGGAGGGCUAAUGAAUAGUGCAUUUGAGUACACAUUGAAAUCCGGUGGACUUAUGAAAGAGCAAGACUAUCCAUACACCGGUACAGAUCGAGGAACCUGCAAAUUUGACAAGAGCAAAAUUGCUGCAUCAGUGGCCAACUUUAGUGUUGUCUCCCUUGAUGAAGAACAAAUUGCUGCCAAUCUCGUGAAGAAUGGCCCUCUUGCAGUUGCUAUCAAUGCUGUAUUCAUGCAAACUUACAUAAGAGGGGUUUCAUGCCCUUACAUUUGCUCAAGGCAUUUGGAUCAUGGAGUUCUGUUGGUUGGUUAUGGAUCUGAAGGAUAUGCUCCCAUCCGGAUGAAAGAUAAACCAUACUGGAUCAUUAAGAACUCCUGGGGAGCCAACUGGGGGGAGAAUGGAUACUACAAGAUCUGUAGGGGUCGCAAUAUUUGUGGAGUCGAUUCCAUGGUGUCGACAGUUGCUGCAGUUCAUACCGCUGCAAACUAAAAUGAUUCUCACAUCCAUAAUUCCUGUAUAUAUUGCUUGUCACUCUUUGGCAGGAAGUUGUUAAGUGCCAUUUCAAGCAUAGGAUGUCUCUCUUAAAAAUGGAAUUUAAACUCUGCUUUCUAUUUUAGAAACUUGAUAAGAAGUAGCUUUAUAUAUGCAUACUUCAUAUAUUUAGUUUAAGUUAUUGUGGGGACGAAAUGCUUGUAAGCAAAAAACAAGAAUCUGUUUAUGGAUUGUGGAUUGGUUGACCUACUCAUUUUGAUAUGGUGAUGCCAAUGAAAAAAAUAUCCCAAUGUAAAUGUCAAACAUUGAUAGAUAAUACUUUGCUUUUCUGAUGUUUCAA